Alexandromys fortis (reed vole) is the source of this 1361-nucleotide messenger RNA. RefSeq names its product putative ATP-dependent RNA helicase TDRD12. The record is from RefSeq and is a predicted model, not a curated record. Gene Ontology annotation, biological process: germ-line stem cell division. The transcript is spliced from 5 exons. Lineage: Eukaryota; Metazoa; Chordata; Mammalia; Rodentia; Cricetidae. The coding region runs from base 825 to 1337 and encodes 170 amino acids.
UACAAUAUUCUGUCUGUGCAUAUGUGUGCAGGCCAGAAGAGGGCACCAGACCUCAUUACAGAUGGUUGUGAGCCACUAUGUGGUUGCUGGGAAUUGAACUCAGGACCUUUGGAAGAACAGGCAAUGCUCUUAACCGCUGAGCCAUCUCUCCAGCCCGUAAAUGGAUUUUUUUAAAGCCACAUCUUAGUCUUAACCUCUCAACCACCUAUUCCUACCUCAGAACUGGAGAGUCACUGGCUUGCCCCUACCUCAGUGAUACUUCCUUUUGUAUGUACAGUAUUUCUAGAAGUUGGCCCAAACUGGUAACACAGACUCUGGGAAGACAUUUCUAGGAAACCGGUGGGGAGGAAGUUAAGCUAGCUGUGCACUUGGUUCUUCUGUUUAGUGGGAUGGCACAGCCCUUCUUCCCAGAGGUUCGGUGAGCUUGAAGGAGAGGCUGUGUUGAGUAAGUGAGAGUGUGUCUUCCUCUGCUCCCAUGUGCUUACUUGGAACAAGAGCACACUGGGCAAAGCUGACCGGCCCUGCACCGCCAUUGCCCAUUAAGUCACAGAGGCUCCGUGGAGGUCCAACUUCAGUUGACAAGCAGGUUGUUUAAUGUCUAUGCCCUCUUUUGCCGGAGUCUCCUUAAGUCCAGUUAACCUCUGGCUCUUCUUUCCAGGACACCUACCACAGUGGAAGAUGCCAUAUGUCUGCAGGGCACUCAGCAAGGAGAUGGAGACACAGAAAAAAGUGCUGCUUCCAAGGUGGACUUGGACACCCAGAAGGCUGAAGUUUUAUCUGAAGACACUGGCAGUGACUCCAUCAGCAGAACUCCACAACCACACAUGAGAAGGUACGUGCUGCUGCGCCUGGGCCUCCCUAGACGCUGCGGUGAGCUAACAAGUGCAACCCCUUUCUUUCCUUCUAGCUUUUAUCCACAGAUAAAGUGGUUCCAGAAAGAUGAUGUGGUCAUCUUAAAGAUAAAGAUAAGGAAUGUCAAAGAUUAUAAGUGUAAAUUCUUUACAGAUAGAGUCAUUUUCAGUGCCUGGGUAGGAGACAAGUUUUACUUGGCUGAUAUGGAGCUGCAAGGUGACAUAAGGAAAGAUGACUGCAAGUGUGUAAUUAAAGACAAUGAACCUCUAAUCACACUUGCAAAGGAGAAACGGGCACACUGGCGCAGCCUGCUCAAGCAGAGGCAUCCUAAUGUGGCUUUUGACUUUGAUCACUGGGAGGAAUGUGAAGAGGACAGCCCCUUCUCCAAGGUUGUAAAUUCUAAAAACCUGUCCUGCAAAGUGGCAGUGUUAGCUGAGAACAGCGGCACCUCUUCCGACACUACUGAUGGGAGCGACAGCGAGUGAGCCUGUGAGAGGGCUGAAGAGAGC